GAAAGUCUAGAGGUUCAGUUGCUAAAAGCCAAGGUCCGUGAAAGGUCCGUACUCUAGGCAGGACAAUUUCGUUUGGAUUUGGAGCAAUAGCAAAAGAAAAAAAUAAAUUUCAAAAAAAAAGUGAAAGGACUAUCCCUAGUCAGCGACUGCAUCUUUUAACCACCCUCAUCUAAUGGAAUUACAGUUUUUGGAAUUGUAAACCCAAGAAGAAAGUAAAGGAGUUAAAAUUCAAUUUAGCAACAUGAAGCUUCAAGCGCUACGAAGCGCCAGCUUCCUAUUGUUAGUCUUAGUAAUCUCAACAGCCUCGGCUGCCAGACAAAAUCCUCUCAAGAACCCCAAGGUCUGCGGUCGCCCUCAGUGUGAUAAUCAAAACAAUAAAUUCGGUUACAGCGACAGUAUCUACAAAUACGAAUACAAUGCUCAAGUGACCACCGAAUUUGCCGGCACCGGUGAUGACACCUCCGACUUGUCGGUGAAGGCUGAAGUUGAGCUUUUGUUCCCCAAGCCCUGUGAGGGUUUCUUGCGCAUUACCUCCGCCCAGUUGUCGGAUGACAAGAACGGUGCCGGUCAACAUGCCAAGACUCAAGCUCUGCAACAGGACCUAACCAAGAACGUGUUGCGUUUCGAUUUCCACGAUGGUCUCAUCAACGAGGUGUGCCCCGAUCAAUCGGAAGCCGCUUGGGUUUUGAACUUCAAGAAGGGUAUCCUGUCGGCCUUCCAAAAUACCAUGGUGCGUUUCGAUGUUGAUUUCAAUACCACCGAAACUGAUGUGUCGGGUACCUGUGGUGUCCAAUAUACCUUGGCUUCGACAGCCAAUGCCUUUGUGACCAUUCGCAAGGAGAAGGAUAUUCGCAGCUGUCACAGCCGUUUCUCCACCCACUCGUUCUUGCAGACGGUGCCCUAUGCCUUCAGUGGCGGUGACAACAGUGUCUUCCCUGUUUUGGAUACCGAAAGUUAUUGUAAUCUAACCAUUGACAACCACAUCUACCGUGAGAUCAGCUGUUUUGAACGCCAUCAAUUGAUUCCCUUCUCGAAGAAACAAUCUGGAGCCGUUACCACCGUCCACUAUGGUUUGGAAUUCAAGGGAGAGCAAAACUACAGCCCCGGAGAAUUCUUGGAUCAAAAUGCCAAGGACAUCAAGAAACGUUCCCCCCUCACCUUCGACCACACUCCCUCCGUUAAGCCCACCCAUGGCGAAAUCAAGGCAUCUCGCGAAUUGUUGAAGCAAAUGUGUGCCGCCGGCUCACCUAAGAUCCAACGUGAGUUCAUCGAUGUCUUCACCAAGUUCCUGCAGACCACCAAACAUCUGGACUACAAGGCCUUGAACCAAUUGUUGCAGCGUUCCGGCAGCAUCUGUGAGAAUGGAAGAAACCAUGUCUUGGAAUCCCUGCCCUAUAUUGGCAGCACCGCCUCCUACCAGGUGAUGCGUGAUCAAAUCGUUGACGAUAAGUUCGAUGAGAAAAUUGCUCGCAGCUGGAUGACUUCCAUGUCGUUCAUCCAAAGGCCCGAUGAGACCACCCUGGACACAUUCUUCACCAUUUUGGAAUUCUCCCGCAAGAAGGCUAAUGCUGAGUACACCUUGGGUGCCUCCGCCGUUGUUCACAACUACUGCAAACACCAUGAAAACUGUGGCCAGAACAAUAAGAUCAAGCGCAUUGUCAAUCUGUUGGAGACCGAGUUCUUGAGCUUGUUCAACAUGUUCAAGGGCGAGAGACGCAAUCGCGAACGCAUGGUGGUCAUCUUAAAGGGUUUGGGUAACAUUGGUGUCGUGUCGGAUACUUUCGCUGCCCAGCUCCAGGAUAUCAUCAGCAAUGAAUCGAACAACUUGGAAUUGCGUUUGGAAUCCGUGUUGGCCUUCAGACGUGUCGACUGCAUGAAGUACCGCCCAUUCUUCUUGGACACCUAUGGCAAAUUCAAUUUGAACUCUGAGGUCCGUAGCUUGGCCUACUUGCAGGCCAUGCGUUGCCCCGACUACCAGUCUGUGGGUCGCAUCAAGCAAACCUUGCAACGUGAAGAAGUCAAUCAGGUUGGCUCCUUUGUUUACUCCCACCUCAAGAACUUGGCCAAGUCAUCCUCACCCACCCGCCUUGAAGUCCAAGGACUCCUGCAAGCCGAUGAUCUCCCCGAGAAAUUCAAGCUGGACAUUCGCAAAUUCUCCCGCAACUACGACUUCUCCGUGUUCUUCGAUGAGUACAAUGUUGGUGCCACCACCGACCUGAAUGUCAUCUUCGGUACCGAUUCCUAUUUGCCACGCAUGGCCAACUGGAACUUCACCACCGAGCUGUUUGGCCAGUCUGUGAACUUCUUUGAAAUCUCCGCCCGUGCUGAAGGUUUUGAGCAGGCCAUUUCUGGUUUGUUCGGCGCCCAGGGUCCAUUCAACAGCGAAUUCUUUGGCGAGAAAUUGGCUUUCCUCACCAACAUGGUUAAUCCCGAGAAUCCCGAGGGUGCUGGUGCCCUUAACAACUACCUGAACUUGGACAACUUCCGUUUCAAACGUGAUGUCCCCGUUUCCCCAGAUAAUGUGGUGGAAGAAGUUGAAGAGGACAACUACAACUUUGAGGAAGAAUUGUACAGACCUCGCCGUGCUGCCCCACCUGCCCGCAACCGUAAGCAACAGGUCCGCACCCAGGUCAAGGAUAUUGGCUAUCAAAACGGCAACAACCAUGGCAAGCAAAGUGCCCAAAUCGGCUUGAGAAUCUUCGGCAAUGAUGUCCGCUACUAUUCCAUGGAAGAGGCCAUGGAAUUGUUCGAUCGCUUCAAGGAUUUCGAUCCCAUCGACCACAUCUCCAAGUUGUUGAGCGGCCAAGAGGUCACUUUCAGCAAGAGCCGUGUAUUCCUCGAUACCUCCUACAACGUGCCCUUGGCUGUUGGUUUGCCUUUGGCCAUCCACGCCUAUGGUGCCUCCUCCAUUGACAUGCGCAUGUUCGGCAAUUUCGAGAAAUUGGGUGCCGAAGAGGAGUUGAACUACGACGUCAAUGGCAAAUUCAAGCCUUCCGUGUCCGUCGAUGUCAUUACCUCCAUGCAGUCCGACUUCUUCUAUGCCGGCACGGGUAUCAAGGUCAAGUCCAAUGUCUACUCCAACUCUGAAAUUGAGGCCAGCCUGAAAAUCCGUGGCAAGGACGAUGUUUCGUUCACCUUCGAUUUGCCCCAAGAAACCAAUGAAAUCUUCAGUGCCCGUUCCGAACUCUUGGUGCUCUACAAGGACAAGGAAGUUCCCCAGAAGGGUAUUGAACACCGUCGCUCCAACAGCAGCUGCACCUGGCCAGUAUUGGAGAAGGCCAUCGGUUUGCAAUUGUGCUCCGACUUCAGUGUUCCCGAUGUCACUGCCGGCGGUGAAGACAAGGUCUAUCCUGGCCUUCUGCUCAGCGGUCCCAUGGACUUCAAUGUCAAACUGAAGAAAUCGGAUCCCUCGGCUCACAAAUAUGUGUUCGACUACAAAUUCGAAAAGAAGGGCAAGGAAGACUCUGUCUGGUCUCUGAUGUUCCACACCCCUGGCUCGUCGAUUAAACGUGAAGCCCUUACCAAGGUUGUGAGUCAGCGUGACAACUUCAAGGCUACCCUGUCAAUGGUGAGCGGUCGUUCGGAAGUUGCAGCCGGCUGCAAUUACUACAACCACCCCAAUGAUCGUCGUCUGGAUGUGUACAUGGACACCAAUGGCAAAAGAAACUUUGACCUCAACGUCCAACUGGUGCGCUGGCAAGAUCGCACUACCUUGAUGUACAAGCCCAAGAUGUUGUUGGCCAUCAAUGGCGUCAAUGUCACCGGUCUGAUCGGCAGCAUCCGUGUCAAUGAAAAGAACGGCAUUUCCCAAAAUGGUUUUGAAUUGUCCUUCGAAACGAAGAAAUUGCAGGCUGUGGUCAAGGGAGAAUUUGUCCAAAAUGAGGUCACCACCUCCACCAAUUUGUCCAUCAACUACCGCUUCCAAUCGAACAAGGUUGAGACCAUCAACUUCGAAGCUAAAUUGCAAAAUACCGGAGAUAAGUCCAAGACGGAAUACCAAGGUAAUGCCAAGUUGACCUCAUCGGCUUAUCCCAAAUUGAACUUUAUCGGUGAUGCCACCUGGCUCAGUCUGCAAGGACACACCGAGGGCAAGCUGACCUUCAACACCGGACCCAAAUUCUUGGAUGCCAAACAGGCCAGCACAAUGCGUUUGAUUUUCGCACGCAACUACAAUGAAGACCAGGCCGCUGAGGGUUCCAACACCCGGGCCAGUUUUGAAAUUAAGGUGCCCAAAUCCAAGAUGGACUACAAGGUUUCAUUCAAACACGAGGAACGCACCAAGAACGGUACCGAACACAACGUUGUCCUGGGCCUGCGUUACGCCCCCGAAAAGGAAGCCACUGGUCUGUUCUCAAUCCAUUUGCCCAGACGCAAUCUAUUCGCCGUUGAUGCCUACUUCAACAUUACCGUACCCGAAUUCGAUUCCUGCACUGCCCGCGUCAAGUUGACCGAAGCCCCUGCCAAGAACUACCAGGUCAACUUGAGUGGCUCCUGGUUCACUGGCCACUCCGUCUCCGUCAAGGGUAACUACAAGGACAAGAGCUCACGUGUCCAGGCCUUGCACAACGCCAAAAUCAUUGUGGAGAGUCCUUCCUUCAAGCCAACCACCAUCAAUGUGGUCUAUCGCCGCAAUCAACAGCUCUUCACCUUCGAUGUCCAAUCGAAAUACGACAAGGAUCCCUAUGCCCUGACUGUGCAAUACAACGAGAAUGCCGCCAACAAGAACAGCAAUGGUGAGGUGCGCUUGAAGCUUAAGGAUAAGGAAUACUGGGCCAUUGCCAAGCUGUCGGAACAACCCAAAUCUCUGCAGGUGGAAAUCCAUUUGGACAAAUUGCGUGACAUCCACAUCAAGGCCAAUGUGGUGGACUUGGACAAACGCAAGGAACUGAACUUUGAACUGAAAUGGGAUGCCAAUCGUGAUCCUGCCCAACGUCUCGCUUUGUUGGUUGAAUUCAACAACCCCGGCAAUGAUCGUUACGAUGGCAAUGUCAUGAUCACCUACCCCGAUCGCACCAUCAGCGCCGGUUUCGAAGCCUUCACCGGUGGUCCCCAGUACCAUGGCUCGGCCCGUCUCAGCUGGAGCACCAAUGACUUGAUCACCUUCAGCUACAACGUGGGUCUGAUGCCCGGCAAGGAAAUCAACAACUGGGUCCAUGCCGAACUCAACACUCCCUUCCAAGGCUGGCGUCACAAUAGCUUCAAGGCUGGUCUCUACAGCAGCGACAACUUGUGGUUGGCCAACUCCACCCUGCUGUGGGCCGACAAUCAAGAAUUGGACCUGACCUUCAAAUCCGAUCACAAAAUGCAAGGACCCGUUCUCAGCGUGGACUUCUUGGUGGGUGUCAACAGCACCGUCAAGGGUAUCCCUGAGGCCAGCAUUAAAUUGAGCCAUUACCAGGACAAGAAGAAGUACGAUACAUUGGUGUCGCUCAUCCACUCCGGUCCCGUGGAACUCAACGAGUACAGCGUGAAAUCUACCUGGGAGGUGACCAAGAAGGGUCCCAACGACAACAUUUCCGGUACCGUCUUCAUUGUCACACCCUUCGAGGGCUAUCGCAAGGGUGGUCUGGCUGCCCAACUGAGCUUGAGCGACAAACACGACAUCAAGGGUGCCGCCACCUUGGACUUUGAUAAUCGCCAAUUCACCUUUAACGUCGACGGUUACAUUCGCAAAUUGGCCGACAGCAAGUUGACCAUUUACAUUACCACGCCCCUGGAGAAAUACCGCAAUUUGGAAGCCCGUUUCGGUUUGAAUGAGAAACAACGUCACGUCGUUGCUGAGGUCCGUUCCCCCGAUGGUGCUUUGGGUGUUGAGGUUUUGGCUGACUUCGUGUCCAUCAUGGACUUCGAUGUGAAAUUGAGCGUUGCCACACCCAUUGAGAACUUCAAGCAGGCUGCCGUCGUUGCCAAGGUCAAGCCCACCACUGUGGAUGUCCGUGGUACCUACAACAAUGCCACUCUCGGCUUCACCGGUGUCUGGCGCAUGGACAACAUUACCGACUUCGAGUACUCCUACACCGUCUACACUCCUUUGGCCGGUUUCGAAGAGAGCGGCUUUGUUGCCAAAUUCGUGGCCAAGGACCAAUUCGUUUUGGAAUUGCACGGUCGUCUGGCGCAACACAAGGGUGGUGUCAAGAUCAACGGCCAUCCCAAGUCCAAGUUGUUGAAACAAUUGGGCGGCAACAAGGUCCAAUUGGAGGUAUUGUACGAUGAUGAUUUCCGCCCCUCGGGUGUGGACCCCAGAGAUUACGACCCCAGCCAAGUGGACUACAAUGAGUUCAUGUCCUACACCGUUAACUUUGAAGUCGAUCCCGUUGUCUUCGACAGCCUCCAUGGUGGUGUCGACAUCCAAGAGGUCUUGGACUUCUAUUUGGUUGUCGGUCAUGUCCAAUGGCCUGAGGGCAGAAUUGAUUUCAAGGACCGCCUCUACUAUCCCGACUACGUGAAUGCCCUCAAUGUCUUCACCUUGAACACACCCUUCGAUGCGGUGCGUGAAUUCAAAUCCAUUGUCCAAUACAGCUUUGACUUGAACCAAUUCACCUUCUCCGAGAAUGUGAAAUUCGUAUUGCGCGAUAGCUCAUCCGAACCCAAGGUGACCUCGGUGCAAGUGGAAUACAAGAAAUUGGUGGAUUCCGUUAAACCCAAUGAACACACUGUCCAAAUUGUGGUCAAGACCCCUCUGAUGAUGCUGUCCGAGAUGAGUGUUUCGGGUAAAUUGCAAUUGGAGGAGAAUGUCUAUCGCGGUAACCUGACAUCGCACACACCCAGUACUUUUGUGACAUUGGCUGCUGCUUUGGAGAUUGAAGAGAGCUUCACCGAAUCUUCCGUGGACUUUGUCCUGAACACCGAUGUUGUGCCCUACUAUGCUUGCCGUGCCUACUUCAAGAACGACUUCAAUGACAAGGACAACACCGUCGACUUCCAGUUGUCGGUCACCGACAAUGAUGUCGUCAAUGAAAUCAAGGUUGGUACUGCCUGGCACAAGGAUCCCUCACAUUUGGUCAAUGCCAAUGGCCACAUUUCCACCACCAUGUUGCCUUUGAAAUUGGCUGAGACCUCCUUGAAGGUCCUCACCAAACCCCAUCCUGAAUUGAGCUUCGACUUGACUGUUGUGGGCCGCAAUGGCGAACGUGUUGACUAUGGCACCCGUGCCAGCAACAAGAACGAUGCCAUCGAUGUCGAAGUCUGGACCCCCAUUGAGGACUUCCGCAACAUCUCCAUGCACGGUUCUUUGACCCAAUCGCCCAAGGAUCCCAAUGAGUACAGCAUCAGUGGUAAAUUGUACCGCAACACCCAUACCUAUGGCCUCAACGGUAUUGUCAAGAUGGUCAAUGGCUAUCCUGCCGACACCCGUUUGCGUGUCCAACCUUCUGCUGGCGGUCCUGAUGGUGUCAUUGAGUUUAGCAUCUCCGAACCCCAAGGCAAUGGCAAGGGUCACAACUUCCAAUUCAGUGCCAUCCAAGAGGGUAAAAUGUGCCAGAUUUCCGGUGGCUACUCGGCCAGCGAAGAGACUGGUGCUGACUUCUCCAUGUUGGUAGAGUCUUCCGUGCCCGAACUUAAACGCAUCAACUUCAAUGGUCAAUUCCGUCCACGCGGCAAGGGUCACACCGUUGGUGAUGUCUCCUUGGAAACACCCUGGAAGGAAUUGGGUAUUGAAAAUGUCAAACUGCACUCUGAUUUGAACCUGAAGAAGGAUGGCGGUAAGGUGGCCGGUGAAUAUCGCAUUGGUGAGAAUGUCGGCCGUGGCAGCUGUGCCUGGACCUGGAUUUUGGCUGAAAACAUGCAAUUGGCUUUGGAAUCGCAUUUGCAACGCCCCAACACCAAGCCCCGCAAUGUCCUUGCCAGUGCCAAGUACAUGAAUCCCAACAAGAACUUCCAAAAACUUUCGACCGCCGUGAAAAUGGAUGUUGACUCGCAAUGGAAAUUGGAAGCUAACGGUACUCUGAACUACAAAUCGCAGGAUGAUAUCCAAGCUGCCUUGGUUACUUUGUUGCCCAAGCCUGUCGGUGAUACCCACAAUUUGAACUUCCGUUAUCGUGGCAAUUUGAUUGCCAAGAAGGGUGUGAAACCUGAAUUCUUCAUCGAAGGCAAAUACAAGUCCAAGGAUGCCCAAAAGAAUUGCCUGGGUCGUGUCUCGUACAAGAAUGCCACCGAUUUGCAAGCUUUGGCCCAUUUGGAAUGGGGCGAAAAGAAGGAUGUUUCCGUUGUCGAAGGUGACUUCCAUAUGUUGAGAAAGAACAAGCUGCGUCGUGAAUUCUACACGAAAUUGGUGACACCCAAGUACAAGGAUGAGGAUACCUUCUUGGUCAAGGGUAGCUACGAUGUGGCUGAUAAAUUCCAUAAUGUUGUUGCCUCCAUGGCCAGCCCUGCCUCCAAUCAAUUGGCUGAUUUGAAUUUGGCCUUCAAGGAUUUGAGCAAUAUGCAUGGUUAUUUCAAUGCCUCCACCCCACUGCCCACAAUGUCAUGGCUGAAGACUGAAUUUGAUUUCAAUACCAAGGGACCCAAAACCAUACGCCAUGCCCAGGCCAGCUGGCCCAGCGACAAGGCCUUCUUCAAGUCACAGAGCACCUUCAACGAAAAGGCUGGCCAAUCUGAGGCCAAGGGUAACAUUGAAAUUGAAGUACCCCUGCUAAGCCGUCAUCGUGCCGAAAUCGAAUACAAUUUGCGUGAAAAGAAUGGCAAUGACAAUGGUGUCAUCAAAGCCAAAUACAAUGACAAACAGGUGCUGAACGGUGUCUACAAAUCGGUUAAGGAUACCAAGGGUGCCGUGACCACUGUGACCCGUGACAUUACUUUGGAAAAUGAAAUGAAACCUUUGGGUAUUAAGUAUGUGAACAAACAGGACAAGAGCAAACCCCAGGAAUUGGUGGAUGUCAAGCGUUUGGAAGUCUAUGAAUUGAAGAAUGCCGGCAACUUUAAGCUGUCCGGUGAGCUGACCCAUGUUGCCAAGCCCAGUGGCCAUGAGGUGAAAUUGGUGGCCAGCCAUCCUAAUCGCACUGUGGUUUGGACCAGCAGCUAUGAUAAUGUGGCACCCAAUAAGAUCAAGGGCAGCAGCCGUUUGGAAUUGUCCGAGGAUGCCUGGUUGGCUUACAAUUUGGAAUUGACCAAUAAGACUAGGGAUGGUGUUGUUUCCCAUGACUAUGUUGUGGGUCUCUCCUAUCCCAAGCGUAACUUGGGUGCCGAAGGUAGCUACAGUGUUACCGAUGACCAUAUCGUUUCCAAUGCCGUCUUCAAGUGGAACACUUAUUUGGAUGAUGACAUGAAAUCCGUGCGCACCGGUUUGGAUUGGAAGAAACAACCCCUGACCGAGGGUGUUGAUUUGGACCAUCAAACCGUUGUCUUCACCAUUGGCCAUCCCUACCUGGAAAAGGAUGUCAGCAUCAAGGGUAAAUAUUAUCGCGGUGUUGUGGAGCUGUUGAAUACCAAUCUGGUCAUUGACUAUGCCAAUGAUGAGACCCAUGCCAUCAAAAUGGGUGCCCUCAUCAAGGACUUGCAAAAGGAGUUGGGCCAUGCCAACUACACCGUCAAGGUCUAUGCCAAUCACGAAGCCUCCGACAUCGAUCUCCAGUUCAAUGGCUCAAUGGCUGCCAAGCCAUCCGAAUACAAGACCGAAGCCUCGGCCUCGUACAAGAAACAAUAUUUCACCGAAAAGAGUGGACAGUUGUUGGCUCUUCUCAAUCUCGAUGAAAAACAAUUUGAGUAUAUUCGUACCACUCCCAGUCGUUGUGUCCGUUUAUAUGGCAAGCCAUACAUUCAGCAUCCCAUUUACGGCUUCAAUGCCUCCGUCUGGGAUACACCGGAAACAAAUAAUACCGGCUACAUUUACAUUGAUCUGCUGAACAAAUUCAUACGAGCCGAAGUGAAUUUGACAGAAGACGAUAGUCAAAAUUUGCAAAUGAUUGGCACAAUUCCCGAUACGCGCAGUGCCUAUUUGGAUAUUUGGCGGAACUAUGAAGAAAUACGAAUUAUCGAUGUGACAUCGUAUUUGAAAAUGAAUCAUUCGCGUUUGGUGACGGGUCGCUUCCAUUGGCGUCCACAAAUGAAGGAGGAGCUGAAAGAGAAAAUAUUUACCGUUAGUUCGGGUAUUUAUAGCUCCUUCUCGGAUGGCCUGGACUUUUGGAUUAAGGCCAUUUAUAGCGAAGCUGUGGAAUCUAUGGAUAUUAUGUGGGAUACAGCCAAGCGGUAUAAUAGCGCCUUCUUUGAUGAUUUGCGAGAACUAUCGGAAUUGGAAGAUGAUAUUACGGAAUUAAGGAAUUUCAUUAAUGAGUCAUAUGAGGCCAAUGAUUUCUAUAUCAAGGAUGUUAUUAAUUUCCUUUUGGCCAUACUCGAUGAAUUGGCCAUAAAGGAUCACAUUGAGUCAUUGCCCAAGAUUUUCUCGGAAAUAUGGCAAUCGAUGGGUGAUUCGGGUCAAGCUUUGAGAGAGUCUAUAAAAUGGUUGAUUGAGAACAUCAAGAAAUCCUACAAUGAGUUCCUCAUACAUGUCGGACGUUUCUUCCGCGGUGAGGGUUUGCAAUAUGUUUCCGAGCUUUUGGAACAGGGUGUACACAAAUAUGAUCGCUUUGUCAAGGACCUCCAUAUUUCAUUUAUCAAAUAUGUGGAGAAUCUGUGGGCCAAGGCCUGGGCCAACUUGACCAAUUACUGGAAGGGUGUGUUCAAACGCAUUGAGCCCCAUGUCUUUAAGUUCAUAAGUCAAGUUGAGUCGGCCCUCUGGGAUUUGAGCAAGGAGCUGUUCGAUUUCAUUUACAAGAGAACCAAUGAAUUGGCCGAAUCCCCAUAUUUCAAUAAGGUAUCGAGUUUCACCCAAGAUGUGGAUCGCCUGUAUCGCGAUAUCAAAUCCAAUGAUGCCAUAACAAAUAUCCGCAAAUAUUCGGUGAUUAUUUGGAAUUUCCUCAAGGAGAAAUAUUUCAAGUUGGUACCAUUCGGCACGGAGUUGAACGAAGUGUUGACCGAAAUUUGGGAGGAAAUCAAGGAGCUGCAAAAGAUCGAACAGGUGAACUUUGUGAUUCAGAAAUACAAAGAAAUUGUGGAGAAAUUGGAAUGGGUUGCCAAGGAAUUGGAGUUGGAGACACGCCUGCACAAGCUGUAUGCCCUGCUGCUCAACAAAUUGAAUAAUUAUGCCAAUAAUGCACUGGAAACAGCCGACAAGUAUCGUGUGCCCAAGACGAAGUUCGUUUUCGACCCUGAGGCUGGCGUUAUGGAUCUGGAACAGAAGUUGCCAAUGUCAUGGCAUGCCUUUAAUGAGACACCACGCUAUGAGGAAAUACCCGAGCUAAGGGUUCUGGCGAAAAUUCAAAAUGUCCUCACCACCACGAAUUCAUCGGUGAUCCGAUACAUCUAUAAUUUGAAAUCGCAUCUGGACCCCAAGACCUGGUUGCCACCAUAUUAUUCCCGAGCCCUGCUAAUUGACUCGCGCCACUACAUGACCUUCGAUCAGCGUUUUGUUGGCCUAAAUCUGCGUUUCGAGGAGAUGACCGACAAUCACCGCAACAUGCAGUGUUCGUAUUUGUUGAGCCACGAUUUCUUCCAGGGCAAUUUCACGCUGUUGUUGGAACCAUCGGUGAAUGUUAGCAGCCGUGAUGUGGUGUCCACACGAAAAUUGAGUUUCAUUGCCAAUGAUCAGCUGAUUGAAAUCGAUUUGGGUACUGAUAGCAUAACCAUUAAUGGCGAUCCAACCUAUCUCCUACCUCUGAAAUUGGGUGGAGUUACCAUAACUCGGGAAUUGGAUAUUCUCACCAUCACCUCGGACACCGAAUUCAGUUUGAGUUGUAAUGUCCAAUUCGACUUGUGCUGGUUUGAGGUUAGCGGUUGGUACUUUGGACAAACGGCUGGUCUGUUGGGUACCAUGAACAACGAACCCUUCGAUGAGUAUACCACUUCGUAUAAUAAUAUUACCACAGAUUUGAGUGAAUUCACCGAUUCCUGGAGCGUAAAGGGUUGCAAGCAAAAAAUGAAGCCGGCCACAGUGCAAGUGGUUGUGCCCCAGGAAGUUAGCGCGGUAUGUGAUUACUAUUUCAAAUCGGGUAUGCUAUCGGCCUGUGCCGACACCGUGGAUCCCAAGCCAUUCUAUGAGAUUUGCUUGGAUUUGGGCAGCAAUUCGAAUGAAGUGAAACAGGGCCAUCCGGCCAAUAAGGGAGCCUGUACAGCGGCCCUGGCCUACAUUGAGGCCUGUGCCAGUUCCAAGAUUCCCAUGAGGGUGCCCGAUAAAUGUAUUUUCUGUCAACUGACCAAUGGCUCAUAUGUACCGGAGGGUACCUUUGUGGAGCUAGCUGCCCCCGAGAUACCACGCAGCAGUGAUGUGGUCUUCAUUGUAGAGGCUAAACCUUGUAAUGUCAAUCUCAAAGAAAACAAAAACAUAAUGACAGUGGUGGACACCAUCGAGGAGCAACUGCGGGCCAAUGGUAUAACCAAUAAUCGCUAUGCCGUGGUAACCUUUGGCGGUGUGGCUCCCUUCGACACCCCACGCAGCAUUUAUUACGAAAACUCCGUCUUCACCCACGACCAUCAGAAGCUGGAACAGUACUUCGAUCACAUCAAUGCCAACAACGGCACCAACAGCGACAUUUUGCAGGCAAUCUCCGUUGCCUCUCGUCUCGACUUCCGCCCAGGCGUAUCGAAGACCUUUAUCCUUUUGUCCUGCAGCAACUGUGCCGCUGGCAAUAUGCUAUUCGACUAUAGUUCCAUUCUGCAAUUUAUGCAGGAGGAAGGUGUCAAUCUCCACAUUUUGGCCGAUACCGAAUUCGAUUUCGAAAAGACUCGAAAAUUACGUCACUUCUUUGGCAUGGAUCGUGAAAUGGUCUAUUCGAAACGUUUCCCAGAGGGUGAUGCGGAGACACGUCAUGCCCUAACCAUUCCAAAGAGUAACUUGGGCAUCUGUACGCCAUUAGCCAUGGAGACCAAUGGUUCGAUAUUCAGUGCCCGUAAGCUGAUGCCCGAGCGUAAAUAUCCCAUCAAGCGACUGGCAACAAUAUUUGCCAAGCGUGUGGCCAAGAGUGCGGUACCGUCUGAUAAUUACACCUGUGAAUGUUCGGGUCAUAAUAGCGGUGUGGCGUAUAUGGCUUGUACGCCAAGCUCAUAUCCAGUGGAAUCGUCGGGUUUGGAUGAUUAUGACAACGAAUUCAGCGACUGGGAAUGGGACGAAGAGGAUAUGAACGAAAUGGAUCAAUAAUGUGAUGUUUGAAAAAAAAAAACUACAGAAAGACCCACCUUUCCGCCUCCAUUUCCAAAAUAUAUUCAAGAAGAGGCCCCCAUUU
This is a messenger RNA of Musca domestica (house fly), 13250 nucleotides long. RefSeq names its product apolipophorins (gene Apoltp). The coding region runs from base 242 to 13165 and encodes 4307 amino acids. The transcript has 18 exons. The record is from RefSeq and is a predicted model, not a curated record. Gene Ontology annotation, molecular function: lipid carrier activity. Gene Ontology annotation, biological process: lipid transport. Lineage: Eukaryota; Metazoa; Arthropoda; Insecta; Diptera; Muscidae.